Molecule: messenger RNA, 911 nt
Organism: Mizuhopecten yessoensis (Yesso scallop)
Lineage: Eukaryota; Metazoa; Mollusca; Bivalvia; Pectinida; Pectinidae
Product: 60S ribosomal protein L8-like
Exons: 7
Coding region: 77-856 (259 amino acids)
Biological process (GO): cytoplasmic translation
Cellular component (GO): ribosome; cytosolic large ribosomal subunit
Molecular function (GO): RNA binding; structural constituent of ribosome
Source: RefSeq, a predicted model, not a curated record
GUAAAUAUUUAUCAACUUCCCCCCUUUCCCAACAACCGGUCGGCCUCUUCCGGAAAUCGGCCAUUAUAGAAGCACAAUGGGCCGUGUUAUCAGAUCCCAGAGAAAGGGUCCUGGGGGCAUUUUCAAGGCCCAUACAAGAACCAGGAAAGGGAAGGCCGCUCUUCGACCUGUUGAUUUUGCUGAACGUCAUGGAUACAUCAAGGGUGUAAUCAGAGACAUCAUCCAUGACCCAGGCAGAGGUGCACCUCUUGCCAAGGUAGCAUUCCGUGAUCCCUACAAGUACCGACACAGGACCGAGACCUUCGUAGCUGCCGAAGGCAUGUACACUGGACAGUUUGUGUACUGUGGAAAGAAGGCAUCCCUGCAAAUUGGAAACAUUUUGCCAGUUGGAGUCAUGCCCGAAGGAACCAUCGUAUGUUGUCUUGAAGAAAAGGCAGGUGACCGUGGCAAACUGGCCCGUGCCUCAGGAAACUACGCCACAGUUAUCUCCCAUAACCCCGAUACCAAGAAAAGCCGUGUAAAACUGCCAUCUGGCUCAAAGAAGGUCAUCCCGUCAGCCAACAGAGCCAUGGUUGGUAUCGUUGCUGGUGGUGGAAGGAUUGACAAACCCAUGUUGAAGGCUGGCCGUGCCUACUUCAAAUACAAGGUUAAGAGGAACUGCUGGCCUAAAGUUCGUGGUGUGGCUAUGAACCCAGUUGAACAUCCUCACGGAGGUGGUAACCAUCAGCAUAUUGGUAAAGCAUCCACAGUCAGACGAGACACUUCAGCGGGUAGAAAGGUCGGUCUUAUUGCCGCUCGUCGUACUGGUCGUCUGCGAGGAACAAAACAGAUUGCCAAGCCAGGCGAGAAAGAAUAAAAUGCAAAUUUGUGAUAGUGUACGUCGGUCAAUUAAAAAUCCCUUGAUGGAGAAA